This is a messenger RNA of Terrapene triunguis (Three-toed box turtle), 3424 nucleotides long. RefSeq names its product acyl-CoA synthetase long chain family member 6 (gene ACSL6). The coding region runs from base 12 to 2207 and encodes 731 amino acids. The transcript has 21 exons. Gene Ontology annotation, biological process: very long-chain fatty acid metabolic process; long-chain fatty-acyl-CoA biosynthetic process; long-chain fatty acid metabolic process. Gene Ontology annotation, cellular component: membrane; endoplasmic reticulum. The record is from RefSeq and is a predicted model, not a curated record. NCBI's taxonomy places the organism in Eukaryota, Metazoa, Chordata, Testudines, Emydidae. Gene Ontology annotation, molecular function: arachidonate-CoA ligase activity.
UCAGGCUGCCCAUGCUGCAGCCGGAUCCAGCAGGCAUGCUCACCUUCUUCCUAGUGUCUGGUGGCUCCAUCUGGCUGUUUAUGGAAUUUGCCCUUUCAAUCUUUGAAAAGAUGCAAGCACAGGAAAUCCUGAGGAGCCUGCGACUGCCCGAGUUUGACGACUUCAGCCAGUUUUUCCACAGCUUGCCAGCUACCACCUUAGUUGGCAUUGGUGCCUUUGCAGCUGUGAUCGCAUACUGGUUUGCUAGCCGGCCAAAGGCUUUGAAGCCACCAUGUGACCUCUUGAUGCAGUCAGAAGAAGUUGAGGGCUGGGAAGGAGCUCGGCGGUCCGUGAUAGGUGACAGCACAGAAUUAUUAACUCACUACUAUGAUGAUGCAAGGACAAUGUAUGAAGUAUUUAGAAGGGGAUUUAACAUAUCUGAGAAUGGCCCCUGUCUAGGAUUCAGAAAGCCCAAGCAGCCUUACCAAUGGUUGUCGUAUAAAGAGGUCUCUGAAAGAGCAGAAGCUUUAGGAUCAGGGUUACUCCAACAGGGAUGUAAACCAUCAGCAAGUCAGUUUAUUGGGGUCUUUGCACAAAACCGUCCAGAGUGGAUCAUUUCUGAGCUGGCUUGUUAUACCUAUUCUAUGGUGGUGGUCCCCCUGUAUGACACAUUAGGCCAUGGAGCCAUUCGUUACAUUAUCAACACAGCUGAUAUUUCCACUGUAAUCUGUGACAAACCAGAAAAAGCCAGAAUCCUCCUGGAUCAUGUAGAGAAAAGAGAAACGCCAGGCUUAAAGUCUAUUAUUCUGAUGGACCCUUUUGAGAAGGACCUAAAGGAAAGAGGGAAAAGAUGUGGUGUUCACGUCCAAUCCAUGCAGGAAGUAGAGGCUUGUGGCCGUGAGAGUCAGCAUGUCCCUGUGCCUCCUCGACCAGAAGAUCUGUCGAUUGUCUGUUUUACUAGUGGCACUACAGGGAACCCCAAAGGUGCUAUGCUGACUCACAGAAACGUGGUUGCUGAUUUUUCGGGCUUUCUGAAAGUGACAGAGAAAGUGAUCUUUCCGAGACAGGACGAUGUGCUCAUCUCCUUCCUGCCUCUGGCUCACAUGUUUGAAAGAGUUAUACAGUCUGUCGUAUAUUGCCAUGGGGGGCGAAUUGGAUUCUUUCAAGGAGAUAUCCGUCUCUUAUCGGAUGAUAUGAAAGCACUGCGUCCAACCAUUUUCCCUGUUGUACCACGAUUAUUAAAUAGAAUGUAUGAUAAGAUCUUUAGCCAAGCAGAUACUCCAUUGAAACGUUGGCUUCUGGAAUUUGCUGCAAAGCGUAAAAAGGCUGAAGUUCAAAGUGGAAUCAUUAGAAAUGACAGUUUGUGGGAUAAACUAUUUUUUAAUAAAAUCCAGGCAAGCCUUGGUGGGUGUGUUAGGAUGAUUGUAACAGGAGCUGCCCCUGCUUCUCCAACUGUUCUGGGGUUCCUUCGGGCAGCACUUGGAUGUCAGGUUUAUGAAGGUUACGGUCAAACAGAGUGCACAGCAGGAUGUACCUUUACCACUCCAGGUGACUGGACUUCAGGUCACGUAGGAGCCCCUCUGCCCUGCAAUUUAAUCAAACUGAUGGAUGUGGAAGAGAUGAAUUAUUUUGCUUCGAAAGGAGAAGGAGAGAUAUGUGUGAAAGGACCCAAUGUUUUCAAAGGUUAUCUAAAAGAUGAUGAGAAGACAGCUGAAGCUCUGGAUAAAGAAGGAUGGCUUCAUACUGGAGACAUUGGGAAAUGGUUACCUACUGGGACACUUAAAAUUAUUGAUCGGAAAAAGCAUAUAUUUAAACUUGCUCAGGGAGAAUAUAUUGCGCCUGAAAAGAUUGAGAAUAUCUACAUCCGCAGUGAGCCUAUUGCCCAGAUAUAUGUGCAUGGAGACAGCUUACAGGCCUUCUUGGUGGGAAUUGUUGUACCUGAUUCUGAAGUCAUGCCAGGCUGGGCAAGGAAAAGAGGGUUUGAGGGAACAUAUGCAGAGCUCUGUAAAAAUACGGAACUGACACAAGCAAUAAUGGAAGAUAUGGUGCGGCUAGGGAAGGAGGGUGGACUUCAUUCUUUUGAGCAGGUCAAAACCAUUUACAUCCACUCUGAUAUGUUCUCAAUACAAAAUGGCUUGCUGACACCAACACUAAAGGCUAGGAGACGAGAGCUAAGAGAUUACUUCAAAAAACAAAUAGAAGAGCUUUAUUCAAGUGUCUCCAUAUGAAGUGGCAGGAAAAUUCUUCUGAAUAAUGGACUUUGUAGCAAUAUUAAAGUACAUACUCAAAAGUACAGAGCCAGAAUGACACAGUUGAAAUGAAUAAGCACCUGACCUUGUGUCUGAACCUUUUGUUGUUCCAAGACCUCACCGCUGAUAUAACAGUAAUUUUCCUUUUUCAUCAGCUGUAGUACCUUAAUUUUUUACAGUGUGUAUGCUGUAGGAGACUACUGAAAACUACACUACAUAUCCAUAUAAAGAUACAUAAAUUCCAGCACAUCUUAAAGUAUAUCAUGGAAGGUUACAUUAUUAUUAAUGCCCCCAAAUACUAUUGAUUACACAUCAGGAAAAAGGUAUGUGUUAUAUCUGUUGAUAUGAUUGUAUAUAACGUUAUAGAUUAGUGACUAAAAUCCUGCAUAAUUCAAUAAUGUGGUCUACCUCAAACAUUCAAAGGCUGAUAAUUAAAAUCACAACUAAGUCUGUUUUCCCUAACCUAGAACUUCAAGCAAGAUCUUUGGUCAUUUUUUUUUUUUAAGUGACAGCUUUUAUACUCUGCAAGACAAAUUCCAUUGACUUUAUGUAAUCAUCAAUGAUCUGACUAACAGAGAACGAGGAAUAAAUCUCCUGAUUUCAUCUGUAUGUAAUAUACCCAUCAGCAUAUUAGGCCUAAUGGAAAAACCCAGAUUAAUACCACUUUGUAACUGCAAAAAUAUUUUAGGAAGUUACAGAAUUCCCUGUAUUUCUUUUUUCAGUGCAUCUGAACUCAGUUUAUAGCAUGGCAGAUAGAUCUUCCUUGAGAUGCUGAUUCAGCACAAUAUGCCCAUGGGUUCAUAAAUGCACGAGCUGGGAAGGCUGUGGAAGGAUUGGUGGCUCUGUGGCAGACUGAUCUAUUCAGGAUCAGCUUUCUGUGGGAGCUACAAAAUAAAAAGCUUCACAAGAGGAGGAGAACUAGUGUGAAUGAGCCCUCAGCAUCCUGUACACUCCUGAUUCUUAAUUUAUUGCUUUACAUGCUGCUAGUGCUGUGCAGUCCAGUCAGAUUAACUCCCUGGCACAGCUGCAGGUAGAGGAAUGGAGCUCUGGCUCAACGUAUGAACUAUAAUGGUGAACAAAAUGUUCAGUAAAACAAAUUUACUUGCUAGAAAUGGUGGCAUCACAUCCCCAUUGCUGUAGCACAACGAUGAAGGGCCUCCCUUGUGUUGCUGGAGGUGUUACUCCUGAGCAGGGAC